AUGACUGGCUAUUCCCAAACAGGAGGUGGCUCCAACACGAUUUCCAAUCAGGCUGCGAAUCCUUCAUCUGUUCCAGUGUCACAAGGCGCUCAAGGAAGGGGUCAGCAGAACUGGAACUCGCAGCCAUACAAUGGUGCAUCCGGUGGGUACAUUACUAAUCCGUCAGGGAACCCAGCAGCGGGAGGCCAAAAUCAAGGCCCGUACUACCCCGAACAACCCCAGAGAGACGGCCAGAUGAUUACUAUGGGACAAUCUACGCCCUACCAGAUCACAGAGAACUAUGACGGAGCACAAAUGGUGACAGGGUCGUCGCCAGGUAGUCGAACGCCAACGACAGCUCCUCCACCUUUUACACAGGCACCGUAUUCGCAAUCCAAUGUGCCCAACCAGGGAGUUUUCCCCACGGCACCUAUCAAUGUCUAUCCCGCAGAAAUGUCCACCACUAACGGAGGAGCUCAAGGGUACCAGUCCAGCGCUUCUGCGACGCCCUAUACGACAACACCUUUUCCGUAUGGAUCCACUCAGCAUCCAAAUCAGGGACUCUAUUCAGAAAAUGUCAUAAGUCCCAGUCAAGGCAUAUAUGGCACUUCUACGAACUACGGCCCAAGCACGCAGUCAGGCAGCAGUAUGAGUACUGGACAGUACACUCCAUCUCCGUAUCAGACAACUGGACCACAACCGUCGUCCAGUGGAUUCACGCCUUCUGGCCAAACUGCGCAAUACACUAAUCAGUAUGAUCAGGGUCGAAUGCAGACUACUCAGUACGGCGCCACAUCACCUCAACCACCUUCAUCCGAUUAUCGAACGAACAACCCUCAAAAUCAAGCUGUUGCGGUGACUCCCCCAAGUCAACAACCUUUCUAUGAUGGAUCGCAGGGUAAACUCAACCCCCGGCUGGGCUUCUGCCACAUCAUCUGGCACCCUCCACGUAUAACUACCAGACAGUUGGCCCUCAAAGCCAACCUCUGGACUCUUCAGUGGGCUUCAGCCCAUCAACUCAACAACCUCCCUACGGUUAUCAAACAAUUAGCCCUGAUAGGCCGAAACACAGCCACUUCAUAUCCCAAUCAACACCCCCGCCAUACCUAA
Messenger RNA from Cooperia oncophora, 1089 nucleotides. The record is from the annotation of a GenBank genome assembly. Lineage: Eukaryota; Metazoa; Nematoda; Chromadorea; Rhabditida; Trichostrongylidae.